Copidosoma floridanum is the source of this 1500-nucleotide messenger RNA. RefSeq lists its product as uncharacterized. The record is from RefSeq and is a predicted model, not a curated record. NCBI's taxonomy places the organism in Eukaryota, Metazoa, Arthropoda, Insecta, Hymenoptera, Encyrtidae.
AUGAAUUAUGAAUGUGUAAAUGGUGAAGAAAUUACGUUUGUGAGACUGUUUGCUAAAUUUAAUUUUGGAUGGACUCAACGCGCAAAUGGUUAUGCCUACGACAGUCUGAAUGGAUAUGGUGCUCUGAUUGGGGAGCUUAGUGGAAUGGUCCUAGUAUAUAUAACUUUUAAUAGAAAAUGUCGUCAGUGUGACUCUAAUGAAAAAAGAAAUGUUCUGAUAGAACAUGAUUGCCGCUUAAACUUUUAUGGUAGCGCUAAGGGUAUGGAGGCCGAAGGUGCGCGUAAGCUGGUAACUGAAAAUGAGCUUUUUAAAAAUGCUCAUGUUGAAAUAGGCGUAUUUAUUGCCGGCAAUGAUAGUUGCAGUAUUAGUGCAAUACAAAGUAAAUCUAGGUGUACAGCUAGAGAAGGUAAAGAGAAUUAUGUUGGGUUACAACUGAAGAAUGCUGUAUUAUUCAAGGAACUUAAAAUUUUAUUUGUUAAGCUUGCCGAAAACGCCAAAAAGUUUUUAAUGGCAGCAUCUUCACAGGCAAAUGAGAGCCUUAACAAUUUGAUGUGCAGUAAGGCUCCAAAGAGAUUAUGUUACAGCACAAGUCAGUCAUGUGAUCUUCGAUUUGCUUGUACAGUCGUACAAAAAAUUUUUGUAGAGGCUUAUGUCGAUCGUAUUCUUCAUGCUCUACGUUUUGAAAUGACAGAUCGACUCACUAGGCGUAUUCAACGCUGUGACAAAAAAGCUUCAAAACGCAAGAUCAGAAAGGAACGUGUCAAUGUGAAAAGAAGGCGUAUUCAGCUUUCUCAGGCGCGCUCUCAAUUAAAACAUCGACAAGAAAAAAGAGAAGGGGUUUCAUAUAGCAGUCAUAUGUCUCUCUUUGACGUGCAAGAAUCUUCGAGUGCCCAAAGUUUCGAUGCUGACGAAAGCUUCUCUGAAUCAAUCCCCACUGAAGGAUUAAAUCAGCUACGUGAUACGAACAGUUUUGAGACAGAUGAAGAAGCUGUAGUAUUUUUCGACCUGGAAACAGGAGGGUUUGACAUGUUCAAAGAUGAAAUUUUACAAAUUUCCCUAAAAUGUAAUGAAAAAUCGUUUACUUCUUACAUAACACCAACGCGAUCAAUCAAUCUAAAAUAUUUAGAAAUUUAUAACUUGACCCGAAUAAACAAGAACCUUUAUAAAAAUGGUCAGCAAGUUGAGACAAACAGUAAAUCGGCCAUUGCACACGAUGUUUUGCAAUUUUUAAAGGAAAUAGAAAAAAAAUGUAUUUUAGUUGCUCAUAAAUGUGACUUUGAUUCCAGGCGUUUCGUUAAUUUAGUAAAAAAUUGUGAUUUACUCAGUAAUUUUCAAAAUGUCAUUGUUGGCUUGACGGAUACUUUGCCUUUGUUUGAAAAACAAAUUGUUGAUGUAGAAAAUUAUAAGUUGACUACUUUGGCAUCCUCCAAAUUACAAAUUUGUUGUUUGGAUGCUCACGAUGCAAAGUUUGAUGUGGAAAUUCUAGAAAAACUAGCUUAA